Lachancea meyersii CBS 8951 is the source of this 1671-nucleotide messenger RNA. The record is from the annotation of a GenBank genome assembly. Lineage: Eukaryota; Fungi; Ascomycota; Saccharomycetes; Saccharomycetales; Saccharomycetaceae.
AUGAGUUCCAUGGUAUACGUAUGUCCGAGUGCUUAUCUUGCUUUUCAAAAACAAUGGCAUAGCGACACUUUCAAACCAGGAUUUAUUCCUAUUCUGAGAACGGAUUUACUUAGAUUUAGAGAUGCGCUGGACAAAGUAGUCUCGACGGUGAAUCAACAGAAAGCUGCACAUGCAUAUCUGACAUCUGACCAGAAAGAGCAGAACUCUGCGGGUAAAGAGGUAACUAACGACCAAGAAGCCAUUAGUGAAAAUGGAAGCUCAUCUCUGCACAAAUAUCAAGAUUUAAAGCAGUUUCUGCCAAUCACCCUGAAACAGCAAUUGUGUACCGUUUCAAUAGAUGGUCUGCCAGGAGCUUUGACACAGACACAGAUAGCCAAAUUCGUCAAACACCUCGAAAGUAUCACGGCAAAAGCACUUGAUGCACCGACAACAUUGCACUGCUGGAGCUAUCUGAAGGGACUAGAUACAAUGGCACUAUUUCUCAGAUGUGACGAUUGCACACAAUUGCCGCUUGUAGUUUCAUGUUGGAAUCGCCUCUUCUCGCGAUGGGCCGAGAUGAACGACUCUGUGAAACCGGUUUUGCAUUAUGACGAAAACACAACCCAAUUUCUCAAGGAUCACGGUCAACAGACAAUUCAGAUGGAAACACCCGAGACCGACGAGCAUAUUACGGCCUUGAUAAACCUUAUACAAAAUCUCCAAGAUUCUGAUGCGCAAUCAAAAGAUGAAAAUCUCUCUGUCGACUAUAAAGUGGAUGUUUCUACACUCAGUGACCUCCCGCAUACUUCGCUCGACCAACUAUGCAAGGAUAUUGUUCAUUUCCGUACCCGCGUAGUCACCAUCGAGAAAGAAAAGCGUGCAAAAGCUGAGUAUGAGGAGAACAGGCGCAUGGGCCAGCACAUGAAGAACGUAUUUGAGCAGAUACGGAAGAGUAAAGGCGACCCCAAAUUAAUGGAAGAUGAGGAAGACUUAGACAAUCAAGGCGGUGGCGACGACGACGAUGAAGCUGGUGAUGAAGAGGACGAUUUGGUGGUAGAACAGCGCAAACAAGAAAAGUCAAAGCUCGAAGCAGAUCGUCUGUUUAAAGAACUUCUUGAUCGCCACGCAACAAAGAUAGAGCCGCAUCUGCAUAUGCUCCGGCAGCAGUUGGUACGCGAACAGACGUAUGAGUCGACCUUGGAGCAAGAAAGGUCGCUAUAUCUUAAAGAGCUGCUUCAUUUGGCUUACAGUCCUUAUUAUGACCAUCACAGAUCUUACAAGGACGAAGAAAUACGUCGCGAUGAAGAGGACAGGAAGAUGUAUAGAGCUGCGGAGCCGCUGGUGGAACAGAAGCCGGAAAAAGAAGAGACGCCAUUCACUGCAGAGCCAAGCAAAUUUAAGCUGCAAAUUAGCAAGCCAAAGGAAGAAGCUACUAAACUUUCGCAAUCUGGCGAAGAGCUUGAGACUGUUCUUCAAGAACUACGUGAUUCGGGUCUAAUUCGAGAACUAGCGACGGAGUUCCUGGGCGAGCCGGACGACGACUUGGAAGAGUUUAUCUUGGACCACCUCAAAGAGCACGCCAGCAAGCCGGAGCUUCUUAGUGAGCUACGGGAAACGUUUGACGAGGACGCGGAUGUUAUUGUAGAUCGCAUAUGGGAGAAGCUGGAGACUUUCAGCGGAGAAGGUGUGUGA